Peronospora matthiolae is the source of this 2553-nucleotide messenger RNA. NCBI's taxonomy places the organism in Eukaryota, Oomycota, Peronosporomycetes, Peronosporales, Peronosporaceae. The record is from the annotation of a GenBank genome assembly.
AUGAGUGGCGUGUCCGUCGUGCGUUACUCGUUGACCCCGUCGGCGUCUGGAGGCAGCUCAAUGCCUUCAAAGAAGAGACGCAAAAAGCGCUCGAGUGCUGCUGAUUCAAGCACGUCCAUGGCGUCAAGUACUGGGUGGGCGAAAUUGGACAUUGGAGAGAUGCAGCUUGAAGGAUUCCGAGAUGGGUGUGCGUUUGAGCUGGAAGAGCUUACGGAUUACCAUGUGGAGGCAACAGCAGACGGUGGGAAGAUGCUGGUAGGAGAUCGAAAGCGACGACAAGAGCAGAGCAACGAGACACAAAAGAGACGCAAAAAGCCAAAGCCUCAAGUUUACACGCCGCCGAAUGAGGAGAAAGGUGGUGACAUGAGUAUGGAAAACAAGAAGAAGCAGCAAGGGGUGAUGACGCAAGAGAUGGGCAAGCAGCAGGAGCAGAGGCACGAAAAUGGGAAGCAAGUCGUGAGUGUGAGCACGAACAUGAAAAAGAAAAGCCGUGGCGGGAAAGCAAGAACGCAGGAGGAUCAGGUGAAGACGGUUGCGCUGGAGGACGUCAAAUUGCCCAAAUGGAACCAGUAUAGGUUACAUCCACUACUGAUGCAGUCGUUGCAAACGUGUGGCUUUGUAGCUCCGACGCGUAUUCAAGAGCGGACCCUAGGUCCAGCGUUAGUAGAUAAUCGUGAUGUAGUGGGUGCAGCGCCUACAGGUUCUGGCAAGACGCUGGCUUUUGGACUUCCCAUCUUGAACCAGCUGUUAUAUGAGCGUGAGCAAGCAGGAUACACUAAGGACUGCAAGGCGCUGAUCUUGACACCAACGCGAGAACUUGCGAUUCAAAUCCACCAACACCUGGAAAAGAUGGUGCGUCACCGUGAGAUUGGAGUGGUGACUCUAGUGGGUGGUAUGGCUGUGCAAAAGCAAAAGAGAAUGCUUAGCUAUCGACCAGAAAUUGUGAUUGGCACGCCCGGUCGCCUGUGGGAUAUCAUCGAAGCCGACCACGAGCACUUGAAAGAGUUAGCAACGACGCUGCGCUUCUUAGUAGUAGAUGAGGCAGAUCGUAUGCUCCAACCUGGGUCGUACCCAGAGCUUCACAAGAUCUUUGAAGUGUUACGACGAAAGAAGUCUACUGCGGAUUCAGGUCUCUCAAACCUUUCGGAUAAUGAGGAGGAAGGAGGUGAUGACAAUGAGGUUGACGCGAACGACGAGGGUAGUGAUGGAGAAGAUCACGACGACGAUAUCGACAUGUCCAAGUUCACGGGUGGCUCGAAGGUCAUGAUGCUUGACGACGUUCUCAAGCUACAUCGUAAAGAGCACGAAAGUGAAAAACAGGAAAAGAGAGAUACUACUAAGGACAGGUCGACGACUGCUACGGCACUAGCUUCAGCUGAUCUGACUUUGUCUCCCCGCCACGUCCGUCAAACGUUCCUGUUCUCUGCGACUUUGAUGAUUUCGGAAGGAUGCCGCUUCCAAAAAAGCAAGACGAAGACGUAUCGCAACGCAUUGAGCGUUUUGGAGCGCGUCAUAAAGCGUGUUGGUCUUCGUGGAAAGCCUGCUGUUGUCGACCUCAGUGUGGCAGAGACUGCAGUGGACAUACCCGGCGUCAAGCCGAUUGUUUCAGCAGAACAUGAACGAAAGCUGGAGAGAAAGCAAGGGAAUGUGACGUCAUCGUUGCCUGCAGGUCUGGAACUUUGCCAGCACGAAGUGACUGAGUCUACUCGAGACAGCUUUCUGUACUACUUCCUCACACAGUAUCCGGGUCGGACCAUCAUCUUUCUGAACGCUAUUCACCAGGUACGGAAGCUUGCCGGUCUGUUGACCCUGCUGGGUCUCCCGGUGUUUGCCUUGCAUGCUGAGAUGCAACAACGCCAGCGAUUGAAGAAGCUGGAUGGUUUUCGUGGUCAUGCUAAGGGCAUUUUAGUAGCGACUGAUGUUGCUGCUCGUGGUCUGGACAUUCCUAGCGUGGACUACGUCGUGCACUACCAUAUCGCGCGAUCCACGGAAAUUUUUGUUCAUCGUAGUGGUCGAACUGCCCGUGCGAACAAAGAAGGUCUUAGCAUCGCUUUAGUGUCGCCUGUAGAUGCGAAAUACCACGUCCAAAUCUGCAAGAUGUUGCAGCGACCAACUGGGUUAUCAGAUUUUCCAUUCGACCACCGGUUCAUGGGAGCGAUUGACGAGCGCAUGCGUCUUGCCAAGAGUAUCAACGAACAGGAGAACACCGCAGGAAAGCUCAAGUCGGAGGUGACUUGGUUUGAGCAAAUGGCGUCAGCUGCUGACUUGGACAUGGACGACAAUUUGCUGUUUGAAUUGGGUGCCAAGCAGCGAAACCAAGACGGUAAGAGGAAGACCACCAUGAAUCAGUCGGUGCAGUCGCUUCGCGCUCAGCUCAGCCGUUUGCUCAGAGUUCCGCUGUGUCCUGUUGGAUCUGCUCGAAAAUUCCGCCAGCUGCAUCAGGAAAUCGGUUCUCAAAUCGGUGGUGAUGGCGAAUACUGCACUCGUGAUGCCAACGCGGAUCUUGCAUCAAAGAGUAAGAAGUCGUACAAGCGCUUUCGCCGGAGGAAGUGA